Messenger RNA from Clonostachys rhizophaga, 601 nucleotides. The record is from the annotation of a GenBank genome assembly. Lineage: Eukaryota; Fungi; Ascomycota; Sordariomycetes; Hypocreales; Bionectriaceae.
AUGGCCCAAAUUCUCGGAAAGAAAGUUGGCCCUAUUGGCCUCGGCCUCAUGGGUAAGCUCAUAGAUUCGAAAGGUCCGUGAUACAGAGUACUAACUUGCUUGAUGAAGGCUUCAGCUGGCGCCCGGAUCCCAUCCCCGUUGAGAAGGCAAUCGAGACUCUCAAAGCGGCCUUUGAUAACGGUGCCACAGUUUGGAACGGCGCCGAGUUUUACGGCACUCCCGAAUACAACAGUAUGACGAUUCUCAAUCGCUACUUCACGCAGUACCCGGAGCACGCCGACAAGGUCACCCUUAUCAUCAAGGGCGCCGUAGACCCCGUAACUAUCCGACCAGAUGGCAGUCCAGAGGGUAUCAGGAGAUCUGUGGAUAAUAUUCUAAAGCAACUUGGUGGAAAGAAGAAGCUGGAUUCUUUUGGAAUUGGCAGGCGAGACCACAGUUCCUCCUUUGAAACCACCCUGCGAGUACUAGAAGACGAGUAUGUCGAUACUGGCAAGAUCGGAGGUGUUUCGCUUUCAGAGUGCAGCGCCGCGACGAUCGAGGAAGCGGCCAAGAUCAUCGACGUGGCCGCAGUCGAGGUCGAGCUCAGCAUGUUCACGCCUGA